Messenger RNA from Halichondria panicea, 1311 nucleotides. Its product is annotated as UDP-N-acetylglucosamine transporter-like. The transcript has 7 exons. The record is from RefSeq and is a predicted model, not a curated record. Gene Ontology annotation, cellular component: Golgi membrane. Gene Ontology annotation, molecular function: UDP-galactose transmembrane transporter activity. Gene Ontology annotation, biological process: pyrimidine nucleotide-sugar transmembrane transport. The coding region runs from base 180 to 1211 and encodes 343 amino acids. Lineage: Eukaryota; Metazoa; Porifera; Demospongiae; Suberitida; Halichondriidae.
GCUAGUUGGGCGUGACAAAACUCUGGGAUUGGUCACGCCCAUUAUUUUAAAGCCAUGUGCAUUGCUUGAAGCCGGCCGAGGCUGAUUGGGUCUGCGUAGCUGUGCCUUGCAGUAGGUGAAGGAUUGUCCAUCUCUGCAAAAUACUGAAGAGUGCGUCCAAGUUCCUCCCAAGAUAAAAGAUGGUGAGCAAUACUACGAUGAAGUAUGCGAGUCUGAUCGUACUGGUCAUUCAAAAUACGGCCCUCGUUUUAACCCUCCGAUACUCACGCAGAGGCAGUGAGGGGGUUCCCCUGUACACAGUGUCUACGGCAGUCGUUAUGACAGAGCUCACAAAGUUCAUUAUCUCAAUAUGUGGACUGUUGUACAAAAGUAACAGCCUCAAUAAAACGCUUAACAUGCUCUACGACGGGAUUUUUGAGAAUCUAAGUGAUACACUCAAGUUAUCGGUUCCCGCCGUUCUCUACACAAUCCAAAACAACCUCUUGUACGUUGCUCUGAGCAACCUGGAUGCUGCUACUUUUCAGGUGACGUACCAGCUGAAGAUCCUCACCACUGCCCUCUUCUCGGUCCUCCUACUCAACAGGAAGCUCAACAGCCUCAAGUGGGCCUCACUUGUCAUUCUUAUGUUUGCAGUAGCCCUGGUGCAGUGGCCGAGUGGUGAUAGUGCUAGAGAUGAAGACCCUGGUGAGCAGUCAUCAUCGCCUGUCAUCGGAGUGGGGGCCAUCCUCCUGGCCUGUGUCUCCAGUGGGUUCUCUGGGGUCUAUAUUGAGAAGAUACUCAAACAGUCCCAGACCUCCAUGUGGAUCAGGAACAUUCAACUCUCUUUGAUGAGCCUGUUUAUUGGCCUGUUUGGAGUCUUCCUCAGCGACUGGAGUGCAGUGUCAGAGAGAGGAUUCUUCUAUGGCUACUCUAGUGUCGUGGUCACUGUGGUUAUUCUACAGGCUGUGGGGGGUCUGAUAGUGGCCGCAGUAAUGAAAUAUGCCGACAACAUCCUCAAAGGAUUUGCCACCUCCCUCUCCAUCGUCCUCUCCUCUUUUGUCUCUUACUUCUUUCUCUCUGACUUUCAUCCCACUUGGUUCUUUGUGAUGGGGGCCACCUUUGUAUUGCUGGCAACAUUCUUGUAUGGUAAGCCUCAGCCUCGAACUGACACCUCGCCAAUGGCUGAUCAAACUGGACAUGUUGUCAAAACAAAUGUUGUUAAAAUUUCUUAGCUUUACAGACAGACAAUAGCUAUAUUAUUUAUUUCUAUUCCUAAUUUUUAAGGAGAAUUCACCCCUUCCCAUGCAUCAUGUGUAGGCAUUAUUCAUUGUA